Otolemur garnettii (small-eared galago) is the source of this 1178-nucleotide messenger RNA. Its product is annotated as O-acetyl-ADP-ribose deacetylase 1. NCBI's taxonomy places the organism in Eukaryota, Metazoa, Chordata, Mammalia, Primates, Galagidae. The transcript has a single exon. The coding region runs from base 174 to 632 and encodes 152 amino acids. The record is from RefSeq and is a predicted model, not a curated record. Gene Ontology annotation, biological process: peptidyl-glutamate ADP-deribosylation.
AGGCUGUAGCGGGAUUGGUUCUGUAUCUGGGCUGGUUCGCCGCUCCCCACCUACCGGGGUCGGAACUGGAGCCCUUUCCCCGCGGGGCGGGGACCUCCUAGCAGCCGACUCUUUUGCAGGUGAAGGGUAACCCAGCUGAAGAAACACAUUCUGGAAAUAGCCAUCUCAGUAUCAUGGCCAGCAGCCUUAAUGAAGAUCAAGAAGGAAGCAGAAUCACUUAUGUGAAAGGAGACCUUUUUGCAUGCCCCAAAACAGACUCUUUAGCCCACUGUAUCAGUGAGGAUUGUCGCAUGGGUGCUGGGAUAGCUGUUCUCUUCAAGAAGAAAUUUGGAGGGGUGCAAGAACUGUUAAAUCAGCAAAAGAAAUCUGGAGAAGUGGCUGUUCUGAAGAGAGAUGGGCGAUAUAUAUAUUACUUGAUUACAAAGAAAAGGGCUUCACACAAGCCAACUUAUGAAAACUUGCAAAAGAGUUUAGAGGCCAUGAAGUCUCAUUGCCUGAAGAAUGGAGUCACGGACCUCUCCAUGCCCAGGAUUGGGUGUGGUCUUGAUCGUCUACAAUGGGAAAAUGUAUCUGCCAUGAUCGAGGAGGUAUUUGAGGCAACAGACAUCAAAAUUACUGUGUAUACACUCUGAACAGAUGAACAUCUUAGAUGUGUCCAUGUUCUCCUGUAUCAUAUCUUCUGGGCCAUAUGACUAGGCAAACUGACCUGAAGAUGGGCAGAGGAAAGUUUCAUGUGAAGUAGUUGGUGUCACAGGACAGACUUGGGUUGCUCUAUUCCAGUAUUUGCACUAGGACUCUGGAAGAGGGAUUGCUUUGGAUAUGUUUUGAUAUUUUUGCAAAAAGGUAAGGAGUAAGUGGCCUGAUAUGUAUUAGUCAGGGCAACCAAAUAGUUGGGCCUAUGAUCUGUUUUGCUCCUGUAGGCUACUUGGUUUCGCAGCCACUAGGUGGCAGCAUUGAUUCUACUUCUCUGCUUUUUAAGAGAAAUUUCAGGAAGGAUGAUCAUUUUAGUUAGUUUGGAAUCUUUUGUCAUUUGUAAACUGAACUUGGUAUUAUCCUUAUGUCAUCACAUUCACCCUAGGAGAGAAUUACAGGUUAUCUUGCUUUUGUUUUAAUUACGAAUUGAAUUCUGCAUUGUUAACCAGGAAUUUGUGGUGACAGAAAUGGAAAAAUAAACCUUU